UAGUCAGUGACCUGUCAGGUGCGCAAGNUUUGGAAAUGCUGUUUUCUCCUGAUGAUGCAUUGAUGGUGCAUUGCCGGUGGUGUUGGUUGUGACUGCUGUGAAUUUGUAGGAAAGGUGACAUUGCUUCUGCCACAUUAUUCGGAAACAGGUUCAGUUCAGGUGUAACAUUCUUUGAGGUCCAGUGAAAUGGGGGACCAAGCUGGACCCUCAGAGAGGUACAUGGAUGAGCCGGGUUUCACUGUGUCACCCUUGCUACAUGUGGGCGACUUUUUGAAGGAGUGUGAAAAAGUGUUGGGAUCGGAAGAGGCCAUGCUUCCAGCGAGGAUCCCGAAAUCCAACUGGGAGAUGGCUGAGAUGAUUGGAACGGAAGAGGAGGUUGUUGACGAGCUGGAAAAAGUUUGUAGUGUAGAAAUGUUGCAUUGCCCCGCUGAGGAUGACUGUCCACUUAAUGAAGGAUCUCUAGGCACACCACAAGGCAUACCAGCAGGAGUUGAACACCUCAAGACAUUACAAUUACGACACAAAAAAUAUAGGAAAGUGGAGAAGCGAUUUCGAAGGACAGACGUGCACCUAGAAUGUUACAGUGCCUACAUUGACCAAGAGGAGGAAGUCUGUGUGAAGAAACCAAUGACCAUCCUCUCUGUCACAUUGUUCAGAGCAUCACAAUCCAUCCAUCAUCUGAAAAAUGUCUACAGACCCACUUUCAUUGACCGAGAGCUGCUAGUCUUGGCGGACCAGAAGCUUACGGCACUGAGGGACAAGAUCAUCUGUGCAGCCGACAUGUCAGUGGCGUCAGGCGAGUACAGUCAGGUCCCUGACGCCCCCCAGGAUGUCAAGCAGCAGGACGUGUACAAGUCCUCAUACUUCCUGAUCGAGGACACCUUCUACAAUGACCGCCGAGAUCCCCUCAGCCGAGAUUUGAGCCAGGUCGUCACAGACUGGAUGAAACCCAAGAAAACCACGUAUUCCAAGUCCAUGGACGAUGUGACAUUUAAUGACCUGGACAUCAGGCUAGGCUAUCCCUACUUGUACUGCCAUGUGGGGAACUGCCAACACAUCAUGGUGUUCACCGAUCUCAGAUUGCUCACUAACACUGAUAUUCAAGACCUCAGCAAAUACCCAGUACUGAUACACAAACCUUACUGGAAACGCAUCCUCUGCACCUGUUGCAACAUUUAUACUGCCAAAUGGAAAACAGUGGGGGACAGCUUCUCCAGCAUCGAUCCCAGUUUCUUCUGCGAGAAGUGCUUCAGGAUGCUCCACUAUGACAAGGAGGGUAACAAACUGGGUUCCUUCACCGCCUACCCCUUUGUUGACCCUAGCAUCUUCAGCUAGCCAGACAGUGUCUGUUGGCAGGAGAGAGGCAGCCUUGAGAUAUGCACAGGAACUGUUGAGGGCAUGGCUCGCUCAUUGCCUUGACUCUGGUGAUGACAUCUGCAAACUCAUUUGUACGUCACAGGUGCGCAAAUGAUGCAUUUAACCCCUUCACGGCGGGAUUAUUUUGACC
This is a messenger RNA of Acanthaster planci (crown-of-thorns starfish), 1507 nucleotides long. RefSeq names its product small nuclear RNA activating complex polypeptide 3 (gene snapc3). Gene Ontology annotation, cellular component: snRNA-activating protein complex. Gene Ontology annotation, molecular function: bent DNA binding; core promoter sequence-specific DNA binding; RNA polymerase II cis-regulatory region sequence-specific DNA binding. The record is from RefSeq and is a predicted model, not a curated record. Gene Ontology annotation, biological process: snRNA transcription by RNA polymerase III; snRNA transcription by RNA polymerase II. NCBI's taxonomy places the organism in Eukaryota, Metazoa, Echinodermata, Asteroidea, Valvatida, Acanthasteridae.